Chiroxiphia lanceolata (lance-tailed manakin) is the source of this 839-nucleotide messenger RNA. Its product is annotated as formin-like protein 3. Gene Ontology annotation, cellular component: intracellular membrane-bounded organelle. The transcript is spliced from 2 exons. The record is from RefSeq and is a predicted model, not a curated record. Gene Ontology annotation, biological process: vesicle-mediated transport; protein transport. The coding region runs from base 357 to 758 and encodes 133 amino acids. NCBI's taxonomy places the organism in Eukaryota, Metazoa, Chordata, Aves, Passeriformes, Pipridae.
UGGCCACACCCCCUUUCUAUUGCCUUGGAAACCGGCCACUCCCUUGGUGACAGGUCACGCCCCCUUCGUCUGGAAGCCCCUCCCUGUUUCCUCGGUUUCUGUUGCCCUGGCUACAGGCCAUACCCCCCUUCUCGAAAGGCCCCUGUUGCCGUGACGACAGACCACGCUCCUCCCCGUUGCCUUGAAAACAGGCCACACCUCCUCCCGUUGCCAUAGCGACAACCCACGCCCCUCUUUCCAUUCUCUUGCUGACAAGCCGCGCCCUCUUUUACGAAAAACCCCGUCCCAUUUAUUUGUCCACAGGCCACUCCCCCAUCGUUGCUACUGACUACAAACCACGCCCCUCCACCGUUUCAAUGACAACAAGUCCGCCGGGCCCCUCCCCGCCGUCCUUAACCGGAAGCGGCGAGCCGUGCGCGGUGACGUCACACCUGGAAGCGGCAGCCCCGGCGCGGCGCUGCCGGAGCAGCCCCGUUCGACCCCCCCCGCGGAUACCCCAGGACCCCCCGGAAUCCCCGCCCCGACCCCCGGCCACGGCCACGGCAGAGGCCCCGCCUCCGGGACACGGCGCUAUGAUGCGGUUCAUGCUGCUGUUCAGCCGCCAAGGGAAGCUGAGGCUGCAGAAGUGGUACCUGGCCACGGCCAACAAGGACAAGAAGAAGAUGGUUUGGGAGCUCAUGCUGGUGGUGCUGGCCCGGAAACCCAAAAUGUGUAGCUUCCUCGAGUGGAGGGACCUCAAGGUGGUCUACAAGAGGUGAAGCCCCCUGCAAAAAACCCCGGAGAAAUCGAGUUUUCUGCCCCGAAACGGCAUUCCCCCCCCCAAACAAAAGGGCAGUUUA